Trichoderma asperellum CBS 433.97 is the source of this 2542-nucleotide messenger RNA. RefSeq lists its product as uncharacterized. Gene Ontology annotation, biological process: protein phosphorylation. NCBI's taxonomy places the organism in Eukaryota, Fungi, Ascomycota, Sordariomycetes, Hypocreales, Hypocreaceae. The record is from RefSeq and is a predicted model, not a curated record. Gene Ontology annotation, molecular function: protein serine/threonine kinase activity; ATP binding. Gene Ontology annotation, cellular component: cytoplasm; nucleus.
UUGGCCUCUGACACCCGCCUCAGCCCAGCCCCUCUACGCCUCGUGCUCUCCCCUCAACAGCCACACCAUCCAACAUCGAAGCCAUACUUUGCGGAUUCCAAAUCCCAACAUCUCGACCCGAACCCUGAAGCCAGCGAUUCCAAAUACCGGGCCAACAGCGUCAAUUCCCGACUCCGCGUCUCUCGGGCUCGAUCAUUACAUCAUCUGCAUCGUCGCGUCGCUGCCACCAUCGCCGCCGUGUCUGCUGCUGGAAUCUCCAGCCUCGCUGCGCUGGUGCAAACCAUGUCGUGGAACCUGACCAAAAAGCUUAAAGAAACCCAUCUGGGCUUCUCGAAAUCUUCAUCGCCCUCCGGCAAAGACAAGACCAAGGACAAGAGCGGCACUUCGACCCCUUCGUCUGACGUCAACAGCAUCUCCGAUGCGAACGGCGCCACCUCCAUAGAAGCCCUCACACAGGCGCCCGUUGUCAAGCCGUCGAAACCUGGCAUCCUCGUCCUUACCCUCUACGAAGCCCGCGGCCUCUCUCUACCCGAACAAUAUCAAGAUGUCAUAGCGGCAGGCCACCCGACUGGCGCUCACUCUGCCGGAGAUGCGCUGAGUUCUGUCCGCCAGAAUGCGUCCACUAGACCGCAGUCAACCGGGUCGGGAUUCAAGGGCAUCCCGACCAGCCAUGGUCGUGUGUCGGGCAAAUACAUGCCAUAUGCGCUGGUAGAUUUUGAUAAGAACCAAGUAUUCAUCAACUCUGUUGAUGGAAACCCCGAGAACCCUGUUUGGGCUGGCUCUAAUACUCAGUACAAGUUUGAUGUGUCGCGCGUUGGCGAGUUGACCGUCUCGCUCUUUAUGAGAAACCCAACGGCUGCUGCAGGCUCUGGUAGGGCCCAAGAUAUCUUCUUGGGCUCUAUUCGUGUGAAUCCCAGAUUCGAAACUGCGUCUGACGUGGCGUCGGCGAGCAAAAAGGGCGACCGACCGCAAGCCCAAGGCCACAGCGGGCAGGGCUGGUUUGAGCUACAGAAUGGAACAGGCAAACUCCAGAUUGGCGUUGAUUUUGUUGAGAACCGCGUCGGCAAACUCACCAUUGACGACUUUGACCUUCUCACGCUUGUUGGAAAGGGUAGUUUUGGAAAGGUGAUGCAGGUUCGGAAGAAGGAUACUGGCCGUAUCUAUGCCAUCAAGACUAUUCGAAAGGCCAAGAUCAUCUCGCGCUCUGAAGUUACGCACACGCUUGCCGAACGCUCCGUCCUUGCUCAGAUCAACAAUCCAUUCAUCGUCCCGUUAAAGUUUAGUUUUCAGUCGCCUGAAAAGCUCUACUUUGUAUUGGCGUUUGUUAAUGGCGGAGAGUUAUUCUUCCAUCUGUCAAAGGAAGGACGCUUCGAUAUCAACCGUUCUCGUUUCUACACUGCCGAAUUGCUGUGUGCUCUCGAAUGCCUUCACGGAUUCAACGUCAUCUAUCGGGAUCUGAAGCCUGAAAACAUCCUUCUCGACUACCAAGGCCAUAUUGCUCUUUGUGACUUUGGUUUGUGCAAGCUCGAGAUGAAGGAUGAGGAUUCUACAAACACCUUUGUCGGCACUCCCGAGUAUCUGGCACCCGAGCUGUUGAAGGGAGAAGGCUACGGCAAAACGGUGGAUUGGUGGACGCUUGGCGUGCUGCUCUACGAAAUGCUGACGGGUUUACCGCCGUUUUAUGACGAAAACACAAACGAAAUGUAUCGCAAAAUCUUGACAGCUCCCUUGAACUUUCCUGGCUACGAUAUCGUGCCUCCGGCAGCCAGGGACCUCCUAACCAAGCUUCUGGAUCGAGACCCGACCAAGAGAUUGGGAGUUAAUGGCUCCACGGAAAUCAAGUCGCAUCCUUUCUUCCAUGGCAUUGACUGGAAGAAGCUCCUGCAGCGCAAAUAUGAGCCAACAUUCAAGCCCCACGUGGCCAAUGCUCUCGACACGAUCAACUUUGAUCAGCAGUUUACGGAAGAACCCGCCCAGGACUCCCUCCCCGACGAUUUUGUGCUUUCAAAGACGAUGCAAGACCAGUUUGUGAACUUUAGCUACAACAGGCCCGUGGCGGGAUUAGACGAUGCGGGCGGUAGCAUCAAGGACCCGUCAUUCCUAGAUGCCUCUGAGGCACGAGGACGGAGGUAAGGGUGCGAAUAUUUUUAGAUGUGUCAUAUUUCAACAUCGAUAGAGAAAAUGACCACAUGAAGAGAGAUUGGAAAGAGGAGAUGGCAGGCCAGGGAUACUUUUUCUUUUUUUUUUUUUUUAUUUCUUCUUAGGAUAUAUGGGAGAAGGGAAGGGAAACGGCGUGUGGACGUGUCGAGAUGGAUGGCAUCGAAGCAUAGAUGACUCUUGAAUUUGGCUUUUGGUCUCAUAGGUGGAAAUUCUGGGAGUAAAGGCGAUUUGUGCGAACAACGUAUGUUGUUGUUUUGUUUUGUUGUGUUUUGUUAUAUGCUGCAUACAGUCUUGUUUGGCAAUGAUGUAGCUCGUUUAGCAUAUUGAGAAACAUGUUGCAUAGCAAGAUAUUUCAACAAGGACGAGACGUAUAGUUUGAGAG